AGAUAAGGAUGCAGUGGUUUUCCAAGUUGUGCAGCGCGGAGUGAAAAGUACUAGUACCCGGUUUGUUUUGACGGAGUAGUGACGGCGUCAUAUUCUGCACGGCAGAUAGAAGCCGACCCCACCACCAAAAAGAAUCGACAAACCGAUGCCCUCCACGUGGUACGGAACACGGAUGGAAACACAACAACGGAACAGUGAAGCCGCAGCCCCUCCUCCAAAACCCCUCCGUCCCCACAGACACACGGGGCCCACCUACAGAGGCAGAGAGCGCGCGCCGCGGCGAGAGCACAUGGGCCCCACCGCGCUCCACCUCAUCGCCGUCGCCGUCGCCGCCGUCGUGGCCGCGGCGGCGGCACCGGCUUCGGCGUCGGCGUCGGCGGCCGGGGCGUUCUCGGAGGUGCCGCCGGAGACGCCGUGCGCGGCGGCCAUCGUGUCGGUGGCGCCGUGCCUGGCGCACGUCGCGGUGGUGGCGCCGCCCGCGCGGCCCGCGCCCGCGCCCACGGAGGCCUGCUGCGCGGCCUUCCUCCGCGGCGUCUCCCCCAGCGGCGGCGGCGGGGAGGGGUGCUUCUGCCACCUGCUCCGCGACCCGCUCCUCCUUGGCUUCCCCGUCAACACCGCGAGGCUCGGCGCGCUCCUCCCCACCUGCGCCGCCGCCAACGCCAACGCCUCCGCGGCCGCCGCCGUCGAGGCCGCCACGCUCUUCGCCGACACGUGCCGAGACCUCAAGUCACUGCCAGAGAUGCGUUUCCUACCUGACCCACCUCCCACGCCAACAAUUUCUCCAGCUGCCGUCCCAGGAUCAAUGCCCCCGACGACGGAGGAGCGUUCGACGCCCGUGCCUGUGCCGCCACAGGACCGGUCUGGAUCGGAGACCUCAACUCCCAGCCGGAAUUUCCUUGUGGUGUUGUUAGCCCUAACAGCAGCAGCAGCGGCAGAUUUGAUCCAGCUGUAGUUCUGAUAUGUCAUUGCCCAUGCCCAGUACUCACGCUCCUGACGAACUUAUGCCUGUUGCGUCUUUCCUCUGUCGGUCGGCUUUGGACUCAAAUCAGGUGGUGCCGUGUGUUGUACAGAUGCAGGGGAGGAUGAUCUCUGAGAAAUUUUGUCCGGAAUGGUGAUGUUUUCUCUUUUGGUGUGCUCCGAUAGUCCGAUCCAUGGUAUGUCAGUACAAGUGUGCUGCUUCUGGCUAUGUCAUGCACCAUUGACAACA
Oryza sativa Japonica Group (Japanese rice) is the source of this 1207-nucleotide messenger RNA. RefSeq names its product non-specific lipid transfer protein GPI-anchored 25. NCBI's taxonomy places the organism in Eukaryota, Viridiplantae, Streptophyta, Magnoliopsida, Poales, Poaceae. The record is from RefSeq and is a predicted model, not a curated record.